UCGCCUGUUUGCGAUAUUAUUUAUUUGUUAAUUUAAAAGAGAGAGAAAAAGAAAAAAAGAAUCUUUCGACAAUUUCUGAGAAUCCGUUACAGACAAGACGCUCCAGCUGCAGAUCGGCUCACAGGGAGCUUGCUGACCGAUCUUCCUACUGAUCAACGGCGACACGAAACCAAAGGGUUUCUGAUGUAAAUGCGAGUUUUUGACAGAGUGCAUUUGCGUUGAUGCGUGUGGCUGAUCAGAGUGUAGAAUGUCAGGCCCGCUGGAUCGGUUCGCCAGGCCUUGUUUUGAAGGAUUUUAUGGUAGUGAUGAGAGAAGAGAGAGGAAGUCUGACUUUGAGAACUCCGAGGAUGAACGCAGGACUAGAAUUGGGACUCUGAAGAAGAAGGCGAUAAACGCAUCUACCAAAUUCAAACAUUCUCUCAAGAAAAAGGGCAGUAGGAGAAAAAGUGAUGGCCGAGUCAGCUCUGUUUCCAUUGAAGAUGUUCGUGAUGCUGAAGAGCUGCAGGCUGUUGAUGCCUUUCGACAAGCGCUAAUUAUGGACGAAUUGCUGCCCGUGAAGCAUGAUGAUUAUCAUAUGAUGUUGAGGUUCUUGAAAGCAAGGAAAUUUGAUGUUGAAAAAGCAAAGCAUAUGUGGGCUGAUAUGCUUCAAUGGAGAAAGGAGUUCAGUGCCGACACUAUUAUGGAGGAUUUUGAGUUUAAAGAGUUGAAUGAAGUUCUAAAAUAUUACCCUCAUGGGCAUCAUGGCGUGGAUAAGGAGGGAAGACCGGUUUACAUUGAAAGGUUGGGUAAAGUAGAUCCCAACAAACUAAUGCAGGUUACCACUAUGGAUCGGUAUGUGAAAUACCAUGUUCAGGAGUUUGAGAAAAGCUUUGCAAUAAAGUUUCCAGCUUGCACCAUUGCUGCGAAGAGGCACAUAGAUUCAAGCACUACAAUUUUAGAUGUUCAAGGCGUGGGCUUCAAGAAUUUUACAAAGUCUGCGCGAGAUUUAAUUACGCGGUUGCAGAAUGUUGAUGGUAACAAUUACCCUGAGACCCUGUGGCAAAUGUUCAUCAUUAACGCUGGUCCUGGAUUUAGGCUUCUGUGGAACACUGUAAAGACUUUUCUCGAUCCUAGAACAACAUCAAAGAUUCAUGUUCUUGGAAACAAAUACCAGAACAAGUUGCUUGAGAUAAUAGAUGCCAGUGAGUUGCCAGAGUUUCUGGGCGGCAGCUGUACCUGUGCAGAUCAGGGAGGUUGCCUUCGAUCUGAUAAGGGGCCAUGGAAAAACCCUGAGAUACUGAAGAUGGUUCUUAAUGGUGAAGCACGACGUGCAAGGCAAGUUGUUAAAGUUCUAAACAGUGAAGGGAAGGUUCUUGCUUAUGCUAAGCCACACUAUCCAAUGCAGGUAAAGGGUAGUGAUACAUCCACUGCUGAGUCAGGAUCUGAAGCGGAAGAUAUUGCAUCCCCAAAAGCUUUGAAGAAUUAUUCACAUCUUCGAUUGACUCCUGUUCGUGAAGAGGCUAAGGUCAUUGGCAAGGCAAACUGUGCAGGUAGCUUCUCGGGUUAUGAUGAAUAUGUUCCUAUGGUUGACAAAGCUGUUGAUGCUGGUUGGAAAAAGCAAGUGGCCCUCCAGAGAAUCCAUGCUGCCAAAGGGACACUUCAACAACCUGACAUCCCCACAAAUCCAGAAGGAAUUCGAGGUCGGGUUUUGGUAGCACUUAUGGCCUUCUUCCUGACUUUUCUCACUCUCUUCCGCUCAGUGGCUUCCCGAGUAACUAAGAAGCUUCCUAACGCAUUGGAUAAUCACGAUCAAAGUAUUCCCAAACCUGCUUUUGAUGCAACAAACAAAGAAGAGGGCCGUCCUCCUUCACCAACAGCACCAUUUACAGGGGCAGAUCUUCUACCCUCUGUACUGAAAAAGCUAGUGGAGCUUGAGGAGAAGGUUGACAUGCUCCAAGCUAAACCGUCUGAGAUGCCUUAUGAGAAAGAGGAAUUGCUGAAUGCUGCUGUUUGUCGUGUGGAUGCCUUGGAAGCAGAGUUAAUUGCUACUAAAAAGGCUCUACAUGAAGCUUUAAUGAGGCAAGAAGAGUUGUUGGCUUAUAUCGACCGGCAAGAAGAAGCCAAGCUCCAGAAAAAGAAGUUUUUGUGCUGGUAGAAGUGUUGCCUGAUGGAGAGAGACUCUACCGAAAACGGGAUUUGCUAAGCUGUUUCUCGAAGAUG
This is a messenger RNA of Prunus mume (Japanese apricot), 2199 nucleotides long. Its product is annotated as phosphatidylinositol/phosphatidylcholine transfer protein SFH8. Lineage: Eukaryota; Viridiplantae; Streptophyta; Magnoliopsida; Rosales; Rosaceae. The record is from RefSeq and is a predicted model, not a curated record.